AAUCAUGUAUUCAUUGCAACACCCACAGAUUGAUGAAAGCUUCUUGGAUGCAAAGUCAGCAGUUGAGGAGGUUGUGAAGAUACUUGAAAGUCUUCAGAAGCCUAAAGAAGAGGAGGAAGAGACUGAAGAAGCCGUUAAAACGAGCAUCAUACCGAAGUCUAUAUCUGAAGAAAACUUUAUCAUAACCGAACGUACCAAUGGAUCGAAUCCUUCGGCGGCAAAGGAACCUUUACAGAAGGAUAAAUCAAAGCGUCCCACCUUCACCCCAGCGGAUAGGCAAAAGGAUAGAUACCCUUUCAUGCGACAGGUGGACAUGAAUCUGGAGGAACGCUCCAAGGCGCGCUUGGAAAGGGAGCGCGUGGCUCAGAACUUUCGAAAAUUGGGAAACGCAGAGUAUCGUCGAGGGAAUUAUGAAACAGCUAUGCAGAUGUACUCCGAAGGCAUUGAAAAUAUCAGGGAUAGUCAUAUCCUUUAUAUAAAUAGAGCUCUUUGCUAUAUCAAAUUGGGUAAAUUCAAGCGAGGCAUCGUGGAUUGCGAUUUCGUUCUAAACAAGCUGGAUGAGAAGAAUCUAAGAGCUUGGCUGUAUCGAGCCAUGGCCUACAAAGGCCUAAACGAUGAGGCCAACUUUGAGACCUGCGUGAAAUAUGCUCGCAAAUUCAAUUCCAAGCAGAUGGAGUUUAUUGAUGAGUUCCUGGAAAAGCUGAACAACGAAAUGUGA
Messenger RNA from Drosophila bipectinata, 718 nucleotides. RefSeq names its product tetratricopeptide repeat protein 12. The record is from RefSeq and is a predicted model, not a curated record. Gene Ontology annotation, biological process: axonemal dynein complex assembly; sperm axoneme assembly. Gene Ontology annotation, molecular function: protein binding. NCBI's taxonomy places the organism in Eukaryota, Metazoa, Arthropoda, Insecta, Diptera, Drosophilidae. Gene Ontology annotation, cellular component: cytoplasm; centrosome.